Blastocystis hominis is the source of this 816-nucleotide messenger RNA. RefSeq lists its product as hypothetical. The transcript has 6 exons. The coding region runs from base 1 to 816 and encodes 271 amino acids. The record is from RefSeq and is a predicted model, not a curated record. Gene Ontology annotation, biological process: histidyl-tRNA aminoacylation. NCBI's taxonomy places the organism in Eukaryota, Bigyra, Opalinata, Blastocystidae. Gene Ontology annotation, cellular component: cytoplasm. Gene Ontology annotation, molecular function: histidine-tRNA ligase activity.
AUGAAGGAACAAUGUGAAUUGUAUGUUGGAUCUUUUGUUUUUUUAACUGUGACGCCGAUUGUAGAAAGAGAGGAAUUAUUUUCUCGCGGUGUUGGAGAAGAUAGCGAUAUUGUGUCAAAGGAAAUGUAUACAUUCUUGGACAAAUCGGGACGAAAACUCUGUCUCCGCCCUGAGUUCACAUCAAGCGUUGUGAGAGCCGUUCUGAAUAAUCGUGCUUUAGAUUCUGCGAAUAGAGUUUACUAUUAUGGAAGCGCCUAUCGAUAUGAGAACCCUCAGCACGGAAGAUAUCGAGAAUUCCAUCAAUUCGGAGGCGAGAUUAUUCGGUGCAAUCCGGAUAGCGACGACACGGAGAUCAUCUCUCUCUGCCACUCCAUUCUGCGCCAUCUGGAUCUCCUCCCUCAAAGCGAACUUUUACUCAAUUCGUUAGGAAACGAAGCCGAAAUGAAAGACUACCGCAAAGCCUUGCUCUCGUACUUCUCCAAAUACUAUGAUUCGCUGUCGAACGAAAGCCAGGCUCGAUUUGAUCGCGGCAGUGUGCUUCGAAUCUUAGAUAGCAAACAACCAAACGACCAAACCAUCAUCGCAACCUCGCCUCCAAUCACUUCGUUCUUAUCCUCUACUUCCCUUCGCCGAUUUGAGAGACUUCAGAGCGAUCUUUCCGAUCUUUCCAUUCCUUUUCGAAUCGAUCCUCGGCUUGUUCGAGGCCUCGACUAUUACGACCACACGGUUUUUGAGUUUGCCACCAAAGCAGGAGCUGUCAUCGUACUUCGCUCUUUUGAGAAGAAGGUUAUUGUUUUAGGGAGGAGGAUGCUAUGA